Messenger RNA from Cuscuta epithymum, 3137 nucleotides. NCBI's taxonomy places the organism in Eukaryota, Viridiplantae, Streptophyta, Magnoliopsida, Solanales, Convolvulaceae. The record is from the annotation of a GenBank genome assembly.
GAAAAAGGAGGGGGAUAGAGAAGCGCAUAUUCUCUAGAUUGUCUUUCACCACGUCCGUCUUCCUAGCUCUCCGUUUCUCUCUCAUCUCCCUCUGACCAGAGUUUAAACUCAAGUGUAUUGAUCUGCUGUUUUCCACUCCUUCCAUUCAUUUAGUGGAUUUUGUCUGCAUUUCGCUCAUUUUACGGUAGUGUUUUUUGCCUCCUCUUUUUCUCUGAUUGUGCGUGUGUGAACAUUCAUCUCUGCAAGUGUUGCUGUCAAUGGAGUUGAGUUGGCCAUGAAAUAUUAAAGAAUUUCAAGGGCUUCUGGAGAUUCCAAUGACAAAUUUAUCGAAAGGAAACACUGGAUGGAGGCUCUUUCCUGGAUCUGACUGUGUUGAUGCUUCAACUGAUGUUUCACUCUAUUCGAGCUCUCUUCCUCUUCUCUUCCAUGAGAAGAAGUUGAAUGUGAGUGAAGUGAAACAAGGUCUCAAAUCCAUCGAUGACACAUCACUCUUGAAAAAGAUUCACCCAGAAGUAGAGGUUGAUGAUUUGCUUGAAGAUGAUAUUCACACAUCAAUCAAAUGCUUACUUCCAGAUGAUGAGGAUGAACUCCUAUCUGGCAUAGUGGACAGCUAUGACUUGAUUGGGCUUCCUAAUCGUACUAGUGAUGACUUGGAAGACUAUGAUCUCUUUGGUAGUGGAGGAGGGUUGGAACUGGAAUCUGAUCCUCAGGAAAACCUAACUAUUGGUGUAUCAAAACUAAGUCUUCUCUCUGAUAUAGCUGGAGUGCCUCCUAAUGGGGUUGGGACCAUCAGUGGAGAGCAUCCCCUUGGGGAACAUCCCUCAAGAACAUUAUUUGUUCGUAAUAUCAACAGUAAUGUUGAGGAUUCCGAAUUGAGAAUUCUGUUUGAGCAAUAUGGUGAUAUCAGAACUAUGUACACUGCUUGUAAGCAUAGGGGUUUCGUGAUGAUAUCUUAUUAUGAUAUCCGUGCUGCUCGAACAGCAAUGCGGGCUUUGCAGAAUAAGCCCCUCCGGAGAAGAAAACUGGAUAUUCAUUUCUCGAUUCCAAAGGAUAACCCUUCAGAGAAAGAUAUUAAUCAAGGAACCCUAGUAGUUUUCAAUUUGGAUCCAUCAGUUUCUAAUGAUGACCUCCAUCAAAUCUUUGGGUCCUAUGGUGAGAUCAAAGAGAUAAGGGAAACUCCACACAAGAGGCGCCACAAGUUCAUUGAGUAUUAUGAUAUUAGGGCUGCUGAAGCAGCUCUCAGAUCCUUAAAUAGGAGUGACAUAGCUGGAAAGAGGAUAAAACUCGAACCUAGCCGCCCCGGGGGAGGACGUCGAAAUUUUAUGUUUCAAAUGAAUCAAGAUCUCGAACAAGAAGAAUCUAGGAGUUUACCUCCACGGUUUGGUUCUUCAUUUGGUACUUCACCAACAGGCAAUUGGCAACACUUCGACAGUCCCGGGGAUCAAGCUCAUAUGCAGAGCCCUAGCAAUUCCAAUGGUUUUAGAUCCUUCAAUGCAACAUGUGGAAAUAUCUUACCUGGUUUAGCUUCUAUCUUGUCUCCUCAAGCUUUAAACCCUGUUAGGGUUGCACCUACAGGUAAGUUUGAAAGAACGGGUUCUUCCAUCCAACAACCACAUUCUUUUCCAGAGCCAAUACCAAGCUGGUAUUCCGGUCCGAUUUCAUCAUAUGGUGCUUCUAGUUCGAACGGUUCAGGUAUCGAAACACUAUCCGGGACACAAUUUCUUUGGGGAAGUCCAAAGGUGUAUCCUGAACAAAGUAAAAGCAACUCUUCUUCUGUGUGGCAUCCUUUCACAUCUAAUAAUGACAACAUGUUUUCUUUCUCUAAUCAACAUGGAUCCUUCCUUGGUUCUUCAACCCAACACCGGCCAGACCUUCAAAAUGUGGGGUCUGCUCCACCGGGUCUUCCUUCCAAGAGGCACUUAGGCUUUUUUCCGGCAUCGUCACCGGAAACCUCGUUCUUGGGUCCAGCUUUCCGAGGCUCAGCCACUGGACCCCACGAGAGAAGUUAUAUGAUGAAUGGGUCCCCUGGAUUUAACAUGUUAACUUCUCAAAAGUUGAGCCCUGUUUACUUGGGAAUUGGUCACACCUCAGGACCCACAGCUGCGUUUUUUGACUGUUCGGUUGAGCAUGGGCGCCUCAGGCGGGUCGACAUUAAUGGCAGCUGUACUGAUAACAUAAGGUUCCAGCUUGACUUGGACAAGAUUAGAAGUGGGGGUGAUGGUCGGACAACUUUAAUGAUAAAAAACAUUCCAAACAAGUACACCUCCAAGAUGCUGCUGGCCACUAUUGAUGAAUAUCAAAGGGGCACCUAUGACUUUCUUUAUUUGCCCAUUGAUUUUAAGAAUAAGUGCAACGUGGGUUAUGCAUUCAUUAAUAUGUUGUCUCCGGCGCUCAUCAUACCAUUUUAUGAGGCUUUUAAUGGGAAAAAAUGGGAGAAGUUUAAUAGUGAGAAAGUGGCUUCUUUGGCAUAUGCUCGGAUCCAGGGAAAGAGUGCCCUUGUUGCACACUUUCAGAACUCAAGCUUAAUGAAUGAAGACAAGCGCUGUAGGCCAAUAGUAUUCCAUUCAGAAUGUUCAGAAUCCAGUGGCCAGAUUGCCGAGGAACAUCUCUCUUCCAGUAGUUUGAAUAUUAAAGAUCGUCAAACAAUUGUGUCAGGGUUAUCAGAAUCUUCCGGUAGCCCGGCUGGCGAUUCACUUGAAAAAUCGGAGCGAAUAGCAGCCUGAUAGCAUUUUUGCUCUUGGUCAGGCAUAGUUUUUUUUUUGAAUAUUCUUGGUCAGGCAUAGUAUAUUGUCUUUUUGCAAAGCUUAAUUACCGGUUCAUGUUAGCAGUUUUUGUAUCAUAGUAGGAUGUGGGUUGACCGAAGGCGCUUCCCGAGGGAGGGAUAAGGAAUGCGACAUCCUUGGGUUCCUCCAAACCGGUGAUGAAACUAUGCUAACUUUUUUGAGAUUUUUGUUAAGUAAGAUUAGUUAGUUGUAUCUCAGCUAGUCAGCUGUGUUGUUAGGAGAAUGAAUGAAGGGCAGAAGGGUACAGCUUUUUUGGCUUUUUGCUUGGAGAGGGGGGCGUUCUCCUUCAAACAUUGGUAUAUCCGUAUAUGCAUGGUUAAUUGUGUAUUUUGGCACAAAAGUGGAGUGUGGCAG